This is a messenger RNA of Scatophagus argus, 1253 nucleotides long. RefSeq names its product mitochondrial ribosomal protein L12 (gene mrpl12). Gene Ontology annotation, molecular function: structural constituent of ribosome. Gene Ontology annotation, biological process: mitochondrial transcription; translation. The record is from RefSeq and is a predicted model, not a curated record. Gene Ontology annotation, cellular component: ribosome; mitochondrial large ribosomal subunit. The transcript has 5 exons. The coding region runs from base 150 to 728 and encodes 192 amino acids. Lineage: Eukaryota; Metazoa; Chordata; Actinopteri; Scatophagidae.
CUAACAGGUCACGAAGUGCAUUGUGGGUAGGUCAGAAGCCAAGAGGACGCCAUGUGCUUUUGAGGCAGUGGGACUGCACUACUCUGGCCGUUACAGCUUGCCUUGUUUUUAGAGGGAUACCGGGAUAAACGGCUGCAUUUAACGUUAGCAUGUACUGCACCAGACACUGCCUCCGGACCGCGCUGCGAGCUGCAGUGAACACACACCGGCAACAGCUUCAGCGACAGCCACCAGCCCUGUGUUCUCUCAGACUUCUGAAGACCAGUCCACCUUGUCAUUCAGACGCCAUCGCCUCUCCUCCACUAGAUGGAGCACCCAAAGAGUAUUCCCCCAAAAUCCAACAGCUUGUCAAUGACAUAGCCAGCCUCACUUUAUUAGAGGUGUCGGACCUUAAUGAGCUCCUCAAGAAAACUUUGAACAUUCAGGAUGUUGGCAUGAUGCCGAUGGCUGCAGCAGCUGUCCCUGUGGCACAGGGCACCGAAGAGGAGGAGUUACCGGUCAAGAAAGAGAAAACUCACUUCACAGUAAAAUUGACAGAACUGAAGGCUGCUGAAAAAGUGAAACUUAUAAAGGAAGUGAAGAACUGCAUACAAGGCCUGAAUCUGGUGCAGGCUAAGAAACUAGUGGAGUCUCUUCCCCAGGAAAUCCGGGCUAACGUAUCCAAAGAAGAGGCAGAGAAACUGAAAGCAGCCCUGGAGGCAGCAGGUGGCACUGUGGUGUUGGAGUAGAGCUGUGUGCCCGCCUGCCUACCUGUUCUACCACAUCUUGCAGAUUAUGCACUUCAUCAUUCAUCCUAUUAUUUUUAUGUUUUUUUUUUACAUGACAAAGAGGAGGAAUCCUGGAAGAAAAGGAAAUAAAUGCCUUUUGACAUUAAUACUGUCUCUUAAAAACAACAACAACGUCAAGUGGGGCGGUACAACUCAGACUGAACUUUCCAGGCACAUAGCUGGCACACAACAGAGGGCUGCCUCACUGUUUCCUUGUCCAUUUUGUCUGCUGAUGUAUCUAUGUGAUAUUUGUGUAGCGAAUAAGCUACAGGAGCACCAGUCUGGGUGCCAAGUAAGUGAGUUGGUCAUUCUAUGUGUGUAUGUUAAACUUUUCACAGAAGGAAAGAUUAUGCUGUAGGGACAUGGUUGUCAUUCCCUGUGUUAAAGAACACCGGAUACUGAAUCUAGUUCAGAGGAUGGCAGGGCUGAGUCUGUCAUAUCACAUAUAGAAUUGUUGAUAACGUAAUUAAAGUUGAAACACCCAGA